Nicotiana tabacum (common tobacco) is the source of this 999-nucleotide messenger RNA. Its product is annotated as membrane steroid-binding protein 2. Gene Ontology annotation, cellular component: membrane; endoplasmic reticulum; endomembrane system. The record is from RefSeq and is a predicted model, not a curated record. NCBI's taxonomy places the organism in Eukaryota, Viridiplantae, Streptophyta, Magnoliopsida, Solanales, Solanaceae.
GGACGUUCUUUCAAUUUGGUAGGUAACUUUUGUCCUUUUCAUGGGUUGGUGGGUAGCACUGAAACCAUCAAAGAGCACAGCUCCAACCGGAGCUCGUAACCUCUUUUCCCCACCAAACUAAAGAGAAAGAAUGGCGAGUGUAUGGACAGCAAUGACGGAGAUGAUCUUGGAGUACACGGGAUUAUCGUCGACGGCGUUCUUCACAAUUGCAGCAAUGAUGGUGGUGACUUACAAAGUGAUUUGUAGUAUGUUCGUCUCUGCCGAUGACUUUGUCCCCGUCAAAAGAGAGCCUCUCCACCUCGGCGACUUGACGGAAGAGGAGCUUAAAGCUUAUAAUGGCUCCGAUUCACAAAAGCCAUUGUUGAUUGCUAUCAGAGGACAGAUCUACGACGUCUCUAGCUCCAAGAUGUUCUAUGGUCCUGGUGGUCCAUAUGCAAUGUUUGCUGGAAGAGAUGCUAGCCGAGCCUUAGCUCAGUUAUCAUUCAAACCUCAGGAUAUUAAUGGGAACCUUGAAGGCCUUAGCGAUGCUGAGCUUGAAAUUCUGCGAGACUGGGAAGAUAAAUUUAUUGAGAAGUAUGCCAGGGUGGGGCAGCUUGCUCCGAAGAAAACACUAACCAAAAAGGAAGAAGAUGAAAAUGCUAGCAGGAUAGAAGUGUUGAAGGCAACGAAAGCGGAUAUGAUGCAGGAGGGUGGAAGUGCUGAAGUAAAUGGAGUACAUAAAGCCGGCCACCUAUGACUGCAGAUCCUAGCUGCUCUACCUGUACAGUAUUUAAUUCAGGACAAAAUGUGAUGUAAGUAGUUCAUGCUUUCUCUGGUGGACCUCCAUUUAAACUAUGUGCUUGUAUGUUUUGCGUAGUUCUAAUGUCUUGAGAUAGUGAAUCAUUUUAAAGAAUUGAUCACCUCAUAUCUAGGAGUUUUAUGAUCCUCUGAAAUAUCGUUACAAUAUUGUCCUGCACAAGUUUUAUUUCCUGGAUCAAACACUACAUUUCCAGCUUUAAA